AUCAGAUCCAUCUCAACUUUAGUUGUAACCCGACGUAGAAGUUUUAUAGUUUAAGGCAAUCAAAGGAAAUUUAAUUUAGCUCUUCAGAGUGAGAAACGGGAAAAAUGCAGAGGGCGAAGGAGGCUGCUUCCAAUGUUGCCGCGUCAGCCAAGUCCGGCAUGGAGAAGACCAAAGCCACCAUGGAAGAAAAGGCUGAGAAGAUGGCUACGCGGGACCCAGCAAGAAAGGAGAUGGCGGCGGAGAAGCGCGACGAGAGGUACCAAGAGGCGGAGCUUGGAAAGCAAGGAGCUUACGAUCAGAACGCCGCCGCGAAACAGACUCGCGGCGUGGGUCAAGGCUUCACAACUGGAGGAGGGCGAGCCGGGGAGGACUAUCCUGCUGGUGGAACCGGCGCUUUUGAGGGAGCUCAGUAUCCUUCCGGUGCCAACACCGGGAGUAGAGCCACCACUGGAACCACCGGCACACACGGCACUCGCCGGCCCUCCGAUGAUGAGCCUGAUAUCGUGACUCCUAAUGUUGGUUUCGAUGCUGGUCCCACUUUUUAGGGCUGUGUGCUACCAUCUAGGAUUUCAUCAUAUGUUUGUGGUCAUCAGCACUGUUCACAUAAACAGCUAGCUUUUUACCCCUAAAAUAAAGGACUCUUCCAGUCUCUUGGUGUUUUUCUGUUGGUUAGGCCGACGUUGUUUAUCCCGU
Messenger RNA from Oldenlandia corymbosa var. corymbosa, 693 nucleotides. NCBI's taxonomy places the organism in Eukaryota, Viridiplantae, Streptophyta, Magnoliopsida, Gentianales, Rubiaceae. The record is from the annotation of a GenBank genome assembly.